Callorhinus ursinus (northern fur seal) is the source of this 7785-nucleotide messenger RNA. RefSeq names its product ankyrin repeat and sterile alpha motif domain containing 1A (gene ANKS1A). Gene Ontology annotation, biological process: ephrin receptor signaling pathway. Gene Ontology annotation, cellular component: cytosol. Gene Ontology annotation, molecular function: ephrin receptor binding. The record is from RefSeq and is a predicted model, not a curated record. NCBI's taxonomy places the organism in Eukaryota, Metazoa, Chordata, Mammalia, Carnivora, Otariidae.
CGGGGGGGGGGGGUGGUGUCCCCGGCCGGUUUGGGGGGUGCGUUGCCCGGAGACGGAAAGUUUGGGAGCCGGAGCAGCCUCCGCCGCAGCCCUGGGAAGGGAUUCCAGGGGGCGGCGGCCCUGGGGAUGGGGAAGGAGCAGGAGCUGCUGGAGGCGGCCCGCACCGGGCACCUCCCGGCGGUGGAGAAGCUGCUGUCUGGGAAGCGGCUCUCCUCAGGCUUCGGGGGCGGCGGCGGCGGCGGCUCCUCCGGGAGCAGCGGCGGCGGCGGCGGCGGCCUGGGGUCCUCGAGCCAUCCCCUCUCCAGUCUGCUCAGCAUCUGGAGAGGACCAAAUGUGAACUGUGUUGACAGCACUGGGUAUACACCUCUACACCAUGCUGCUUUGAAUGGCCAUAAGGAUGUGGUUGAGGUUCUUCUGAGGAACGAUGCAUUGACCAAUGUGGCUGAUUCCAAAGGCUGUUACCCUCUGCACUUGGCAGCCUGGAAAGGAGAUGCCCAGAUAGUGCGGUUGCUCAUCCAUCAAGGGCCCUCACACACCAGAGUCAACGAACAGAAUGCUCUUGAGAUCAAAGAAUUCAAAAAGUACGGCCCCUUUGACCCUUAUAUCAAUGCCAAGAACAACGACAAUGAGACAGCCCUGCACUGCGCCGCGCAGUAUGGCCACACGGAGGUGGUGAAGGUCCUCUUGGAGGAGCUGACAGACCCCACCAUGCGCAACAACAAAUUCGAGACCCCUCUGGACCUGGCUGCACUAUAUGGGAGACUGGAGGUGGUGAAGAUGCUCCUCAAUGCACAUCCCAACCUCCUGAGCUGCAACACUAAGAAGCACACCCCCCUGCACUUGGCAGCGCGGAACGGCCACAAAGCUGUGGUGCAGGUCCUGCUGGACGCCGGCAUGGACAGCAACUACCAGACGGAGAAGGGCAGUGCUUUGCAUGAGGCUGCUCUGUUUGGCAAGACUGAUGUGGUGCAAAUCCUGCUGGCUGCAGGAAUUGAUGUCAACAUAAAAGAUAACCGUGGCCUGACUGCCCUAGACACUGUCCGGGAACUGCCUUCUCAAAAGAGCCAGCAGAUAGCAGCGCUUAUCGAAGAUCACAUGACUGGAAAAAGAAGUGCAAGAGAGGCCGAUAAAACCCCCACUUCCCAGGGACCUCUCAUCUCCAAUAUGGACUCCAUAUCCCAGAAGUCUCAGGGUGACGUGGAGAAAGCAGUGACUGAACUGAUCAUUGAUUUUGACACCAAUGCUGAAGAGGAGGGUCCCUACGAGGCGCUGUAUAAUGCUGUCUCCUGCCAUUCGUUGGACAGCAUGGCCAGUGGGCGAUCGUCUGACCGAGACUCCAUGAACAAGGAGGCCGAGGCAGCAGGAGUGAAGGCUGCUGGAGUGAGGCCUAGGGAACGUCCACCGCCUCCAGCAAAGCCACCACCCGAUGAAGAGGAGGAAGACCACAUAGAUAAGAAGUAUUUUCCCUUGACAGCUUCUGAGGUCUUGGCCAUGAGACCCUGGCUUCAGGGAAGUGCAGCCAGGGAAGAGGAGGAGCAUCCUUACGAGCUGUUGCUAACGGCAGAGACAAAGAAGCUGGGACCCGUGGAUGGGGAUGGGAAACCGAAAGACCACAGGCGGGGCAGCAGCAGUCGGAGCCAGGACUCUGCGGAGGGGCAGGACGGGCAGGUCCCAGAGCAGUUCUCCGGUCUCCUCCACGGCUCCUCCCCGGUGUGUGAGGUGGGGCAGGACCCUUUCCAGCUGCUCUCUGCCACUGGCCAGAGCCUUCCAGAAGGGUCCCCCGCACAGGGCGCCUGUCACGAGGCCAGCAUGCAGCUGGAGGAGACGGCUGUGCGUGCUCCUGGAGCCUCCCCGCCCAGUGUCCUGGACCAGAGUAAGAGAGCGGGUUACCCGGCUGGCCUGCCCACCACCAACAGCCAAUCGCACCCCGAAACUUUGACUCACACAGCAUCUCAACACCCUGGUGGUGCCGAGGAAGAAAGAGACCGGAGUGGGGCUAGGAGCCGAGCCCCUCCCAGCAGCAAACCCAAAGCUGAACUUAAACUCAGCCGCAGCUUGUCCAAGUCUGACUCUGAUCUCCUGACCUGCUCACCCACGGACGACACUACAAUGGGGAGCCGGAGCGAGUCCUUGUCCAACUGCAGCAUCGGGAAGAAGAGGCUGGAGAAGUCGCCCUCCUUUGCCUCGGAGUGGGAUGAGAUUGAGAAAAUCAUGAGCUCUAUUGGCGAAGGGAUUGACUUUUCUCAGGAACAGCAGAAGAUCUCAGGUUCACGGACGCUGGAGCAGAGCGUCGGGGAGUGGCUGGAGGCGGUGGGGCUGCAGCAGUAUGAGAGCAAGUUGCUUCUGAAUGGCUUUGACGAUGUCCGCUUCCUGGGGUCUAACGUGAUGGAAGAGCAAGACCUGCGAGAGAUCGGCAUCAGUGACCCACAGCACCGGCGGAAGCUGCUGCAGGCGGCGCGGUCCCUGCCCAAGGUGAAAGCUCUGGGCUAUGACGGCAACAGCCCCCCAUCAGUGCCCUCCUGGCUGGACUCCCUGGGGCUGCAGGACUACGUGCAUUCCUUCCUGUCCAGUGGCUACAGCUCUAUUGACACUGUGAAGAACCUCUGGGAACUGGAGCUUGUCAACGUCCUGAAGGUCCAUCUCCUCGGCCAUCGCAAGCGCAUCAUUGCCUCCCUCGCAGACAGGCCCUACGAGGAGCCGCCUCAGAAGCCCCCACGGUUUUCCCAGCUGAGAUGCCAAGACUUGCUCUCCCAGACAUCGUCCCCGCUGAGCCAGAACGACUCCUGCACCAGCCGCUCCGCUGACCUGCUGCUGCCUCCUGGGGACACGGGCAGGAGGCGGCACGACAGUCUUCAUGACCCUGUGGCACCUUCUCGAGCGGAGCGCUUCAGAAUCCAGGAAGAGCAGCGCGAAGCCAGACUGACCCUCCGGCCCCCCAGCCUGGCUGCUCCCUAUGCCCCGGUGCAGAGCUGGCAACACCAGCCAGAGAAGCUCAUCUUCGAGUCCUGCGGUUACGAAGCCAACUAUCUGGGCUCCAUGUUGAUCAAAGAUCUUCGAGGGACAGAAUCCACACAGGACGCCUGUGCCAAGAUGCGGAAAUCCACCGAGCACAUGAAGAAGAUCCCCACUAUCAUCCUGUCCAUCACGUACAAAGGUGUCAAGUUCAUCGAUGCCUCCAACAAGAACGUCAUUGCAGAGCACGAAAUCCGGAACAUUUCAUGUGCGGCCCAGGACCCAGAGGACCUCUGCACCUUUGCCUACAUCACCAAGGACCUGCAGACCAGCCACCACUAUUGCCAUGUGUUCAGCACGGUGGAUGUGAAUCUGACCUAUGAGAUCAUCCUGACGCUGGGGCAGGCGUUCGAGGUGGCCUAUCAGCUGGCCCUGCAGGCCCAAAAGUCCCGGCCCCUGGGGGCCUCCGCCGCCGAGAUGAUCGAAACGAAAUCUUCCAAACCGGUGCCUAAGCCUCGGGUCGGCACGAGGAAGUCAGCACUGGACCCGCCCGAUACAGACCCAGAUGCCCAGUCCCACGCCAGCGUCUCCUGGGUGGUGGACCCUAAACCAGACUCUAAGCGGAGCCUCAGCACCAAGUAUGAGACCACUAUCUUCUAACCGCUCACUCCCUGUCUCCACUAGUCUCACUGUGCCUUGCCAUCCGACCUCAGCUCUUCUCAGCUCUCCUUCCGGCUGCUGACGCCAAGGCCCCGGCCCCGGGGGGGGCCCUGCUCCCCCCCCCCAGCCCGGCAGCAGCUCUAGACACCACACGCACAGCUUGUACCCAACACCACCGGACACUGUGAAGUCCCCGCCUCGGGCGAGGACAGCUUGGCGGGGGAGGGUGGUGAGUCGCCUUUGAGGUGGGCACCAGGAAGCCUCAGCGGGCAGGCACUGUGAAUCCUGGGGGCAGGGGCGGGGCGCAGUCUUCGAGCAGAGUCCACCAGUGAGCACCCCGCUGACUAGGCCGGGCUCUGCUCUCCUCCCGUCUUCUAUGCCGAGCCGCAGCCGGGCGCCGCCGCCUAGAGCGAACCGUCUUUUUGCACCUUUCCUGACACAACCAACCACUGUGAGCACGUGGUGCCAGAAUCCCCUUGCAGCCCGCGCCCGGCCGGCCUGCGGCCCCAUCCGUCCCUCCUCUGCCGCCAGGCGCCGGCCUCCCUCCUGUGAGAGCCCGAGCUCCGCGCCGUGGCUCGCCUGGGGCCAGACUGCGUUCCGGGAGGGCCCGGGGGCCCGGCGCACAGGCCUGACUCCGCAGCAUGGCGCCCUGAGCAUCUGAACCCCCGUGGGCUGGCUUCCCUCAGCAGGUGUCUUGGUCCUGCGGAGUCUUGCGCUCCCGAAGAAUGGGGUGGGGUGGUGUGUGUGUGUGUGUGUGUGUGGUCGGCCCCUCCUGUCUUCACCAGGGGCUCGCAAGGCUGGCUGUGGAGUCUAGCUCACUGAGGAGGAAGGCCUUUCUGUGGGACCCAGCGAGAGGGAGGCCUGGGCCCUGCACACACGCUGCAUCUUCUUCCCUCACAGAACCCAGCCGCUCGAGGACAGGGACCCGGACCAAGCAACUCCCCUUGUCCUCCCAGGACUUGCCGUCACUGCUCUGCAGUGUGGGGGUCAGAGAUAGUCAGCCCCGCUCAGCCUCCAGCGUGCCCUGAGAGGGGAGGCUGUGGAUCGUGGAGCGGAGGCUUUGAAGAAGCCCCCUGGUCUCCGGUCUCCAGGGAGGGCCGGUCAGCUCAGGUGGCGGGAGACAGGAAAGCGCGCCGCCAGCACAGCGUAGGCCGGUAGAGAAGCCUAGAGAAGCCUAGAGAAGCCAGGAGCUCGCGGCGGUUCCUGGAGAGGCGGAGGCCAAGGUGAUAAAGCGGGCUGGGCGGCCCUGCCCGCCUGCCUGUCCUGGUGCCUUCCCGAGCCACGGGCGCUCAGGGGAGGCUGUGAGGGACCUUCCUUCACUUCCAUGCUUCCUUUCAGUUUCCUCCACUCUGUGCAGGCCCCUGUGGUUAACCCUUUCCUCCCCCCAUUGUGUUUGCUUCUGCCAAGCUGAGCCACUGAGGAACCAACUGUGCUGCGGAAACACAGACGUGGGGAGCACAGGCUCCCACCGCCGCGGCCCCCACCACCGCCGCCGCCGCCGCCACCACUGUGUCACCUGCAGCUUCGAAGACCCAGGCCCGGCCUCUGCCGGGAGCAGCUCCACGGGGCUCCUUGGCCUGGUCCUGCCGCCACCAGGUCUUACAGAGCAAGGCGCAGUCCAGGCCUCGAGCGGAUGAGACUGGAACUCCAGAGAGUCAAGAAGUGACUUGUUCAGAAGACAUUUUUUAAUAGAAAAAAAAUUUUUUUUUUAGAAAACGAAUUUUUAAGACUCGGCUCAAAUCUCUAGGUUAAACUGCCAAUCUUCAGACAGAUGGCCAUGGGGUCGGAGGACAGGGGCGCCCCAGAGCGGCUCCGAGGCCGGCCGGCGCCGCCUUCUGCCCCCCCCGGGAUGGGCCGUUGGCGCGGUCCGGGAGGCUGGGGGGCGGGGGGGCAGUGGCCUGGGGGUGAACGGAAAGCAGGCCCAGGUGGGUUUGUUCGAGUCUGCCUUUCAAACCCAACCAAGUCAGUUGCUGUUCCUUACGAACUGCACAACUUCUUGUCCCCAUCCGGAGCCGGACGCUGCCUCUGCAGUAAGAACAGGCCUCAGACGCACCUGGCAAAAGCAGAGACUCCCGGUCCGUGUCUGGGGUUCCAAAUGUGAAGGUCCAGGGGCCAGAUGGAGCCGAGCGAGCUGUGUCCAGAGCCAUGAAGUCGGGGCCGCUCCUCGGCGCCCGAGCCGGCGGUGGUCAGGGCGCCAGGCCACGCACUCUCUGGCAACCUCAGACUGCCUGGGUUCAGUCAGAAAGAAGAAAAAGCAGCUUUGUUUCGGGCAUUAAUGGGUAGGUCGGCUAAGAUGGCUACCUGCCAAUUUGUGAUUUGUCUAAUCAGGUCUGUGUGAUUAGGACUCGCUUUGAUUCUCUGAAUUAUUGGUUUGACUGUUGUAUUUUCAGCUGCUGGAUUCAUCCCUGGCUCCAGGUGUAGAGAAGGCUAAAUAAGGUGACGGUUGAUUCAGUUCUCCCCCAGUGUGGCCUUCAGGGCCGACUGGGGUCCUGGCGCACCACUGCCACUUAAGGGCUCCUGCUGGCUUGCUUUGCUUGUUAACUUGGACUCUUGCUCUGUGCUCCUGAGGGUGGUAGAAGCAGACAGGGUAAUUCCUGUGAGGCCGAGAGGCAGAGCCGGCUGUGGUGCUGGCCCCGUAUCUUCCAGAGUAGGGAGCAGAGAGGAGCCCUUCCUCCCAUGGGCAAUUCAGCAGACCUCAUGCGUUGCCGGCACGGGCCGGGCUUCCCCCGGGACCCACAGGCCAGGCUUUGGCGGGACUUCUUUCCCAGCAAGGGCUGUGAAUUGGAAUUCCCUGCGGGUUCCAUGCACAGAGAGUGCUCUUGGGCACACUCACCACCCCAGUGGUGGCCAGGAACAGAAAGCCCGGCCCCGUCCUCCCGCUGCCUCAAAGCUGGGCCCCAGGGGCAGCACCUCCUCUGGAGCAGGGGCAGGGAAGCCUCCACUUUCCGGUACUAAACAAGGACCUCAACGCCUGAAGUCUGGCUUCGCUUCCUGCUUCUCCCAAGGCCCAGGAGCCUCCUGUCAGCUCCCGCCACGCAUGUUCUGUCCCCCCCCCCCACCCAGACCACCACCACCAACCCGCUGGCCCGCGAGAAUUGACCAGGGAACCCGAGGGGUGGGCGCCCUCCCUUCCUCUGCGGGGGCCUGGCCUCAGCUUAAGUGCGCCUCUCCUCUCCGGAGGCGGCAGGUCCAAAAAGCAAACUGUAGACACUACUAUGAGCUGUUCGAGCCGUCUUUUUGUUUUUAAAUCACACGUAGGUGUUUCCUCCCCUUGAAGCUGCUAUAUCUUUAUUUAUUCAGGGUGUUGUCAUAUUGGAAAGCCUUAGCUAGUCCUCUCUGGCUCUGGGUUUGCUUUUGAGAUUGGUUUAUUUCCGAAUAGUUGAGAAGGGUAGGGACUGGAUCUUUCUUUCCUUUUUACUUCUCCUCCGGGGCAGGUACUCUCUCUCCCCUCGAAAGGGGCGGUGUAACUUCAAGGACAGGCUUCGAGCAGAAAAGCCCCCGCUUCUGCACCAGAGUUCCACGGCGGGGUCUGAGCUGUGCCGGGGGCGGGGGGGGGGGGGAGGGGGACUAGGCAGGACCUGCGAGGGAGUCAGUACCUUCCCCGGCCCCAGCCCCCAGCUUCUCUGCUCGCCGCUCUGAGCCAUAGAACCCCUCCUGUCAGGCUCCGCGUCUGCCAUGCUCCACAUGCCUCCUGGGUCUCUAGCCUCAGAUUCUGGCGGCCGUUCCUCGAGAAGCCUCUGGCCGAGCAGGCAGCCAUGGUGGUGGCCGCCGCUCUGACAGUAGAAAGCGCGUCUAUCCUCGGUCCGCCUGCGAGAGGCCCAGGCCUGCGGCAUGACCGUCAGAAGCAGCUCGCAAAAGUGUUGUUGCUAACGGGGUGGCAACGGGACUGAAUUGUAAUAAAAAUGUUAUUUAAUCUUUGUCUCUGUAUUUUGAUACUUGAAUGAAUUCCCCUUUUAUUUUACUGUACAUAUAAUUGUUAAUCUGUCCGAUUUUGUCCGAAUUACAAACAUCUUGUGGUACCAAACAUAACGAAUCUGCGCAACAAUGUAGACUGACCUCACGACACGAGAGAGAGUGUAAAUAUUCCUGGGCUUCCAGCUUCGGUUUGGUUAUUUUCAUAACUGUACAACCUAGAACAGACGGAAUUAAUAAAUGAGAAGCAACAUGAAACCA